Molecule: messenger RNA, 1632 nt
Organism: Elephantulus edwardii (Cape elephant shrew)
Lineage: Eukaryota; Metazoa; Chordata; Mammalia; Macroscelidea; Macroscelididae
Product: solute carrier family 22 member 8-like
Exons: 10
Coding region: 1-1632 (543 amino acids)
Biological process (GO): transmembrane transport
Cellular component (GO): membrane
Molecular function (GO): transmembrane transporter activity
Source: RefSeq, a predicted model, not a curated record
AUGACCUUCUCUGAGCUCCUGGACCGCUUGGGUGGCGUCGGCCCCUUCCAGUUCCUUCACCUGGCCUUGAUCGGCUUGCCAGUCCUGGGCAUGGCCAACCAUAACCUGCUGCAGAUCUUCACAGCCUCCACCCCAGCCCAUCACUGCCGUCCACCCCCCAAUGCCUCCGCGGGGUCCUGGGUGCUCCCCACGGGCCCGGAUGGGAAGCCUGAGAGAUGCCUCCGAUUCAUACAUCCACCCAACGCCAGCCUGUCCAACGUCACGCAGGGGCCUACAGAGCCAUGCUUGGAUGGCUGGGUCUACAACAUCAGCGCCAGGGACUCCAUCGUGUCAGAGUGGGACUUGGUGUGCGGCUCCUACAAACUGAAGGAGUUGGCCCAGUCUCUGUACAUGGCGGGCGUGCUGAUUGGUGGGAUCUUAUCUGGAAACCUGUCUGACAGGUUUGGUCGCAAAAUUAUCCUGUGCUGGAGCUACCUGCUGCUGGCCGUCAGCGGCUGCUGUACAGCCUUCAGCCCCACCCUCCUCACCUACAUGGCCUUCCGCUUCCUGACGGGCUGCAGCCUCGCCGGCAUAUCUAUGAGCACGGUGAUCCUGAAUAUCGAGUGGAUGCCCACCCGCAUACGCGCCAUCAGUUCAACGGCUGUCGGCUACUGCUAUACCAUUGGUCAGUUCAUUCUGCCUGGCGUGGCCUAUGUCAUUCCCCAGUGGCGCUGGCUACAGUUAACAGUGUCCAUUCCCUUCUUCAUCGUCUUCCUGUGGUCCUGGUGGAUAGCAGAGUCUGUAAGCUGGAUGGUCCACUUCGGGAAGUCCUCAAAGGCCCUGAAGUUACUCCGCUGGGUAGCUGCCUUCAAUGGCAAGAAGGAAGAAGGAGAGAAGAUCAGCUUGGAGGAGCUCAAACUCAAUCUGCAGAAGGAGCUGUCUUUGACCAAGGCCAAGUACAGCAUAGUUGACCUGUUCCGGACACCCAUCCUGCGUCGUGUGUCACUCUGUCUCUCCUUAGCCUGGUUUUCCACUGGUUUUGCUUACUACAGCUUGGCCAUGGGUGUGGAAGAAUUUGGGGUCAACAUCUACAUGCUCCAGGUCAUCUUCGGGGGUGUGGACAUCCCGGCCAAGUUAAUCUCCAUCUUCUCCCUAACCUUCCUGGGCCGGCACACCACACAGGCAGCUACCCUGCUCUUGGCAGGAGGGACUAUCUUGAGUCUAAUCUUCGUGCCCUCAGAACUGCAGACCCUCAGGACAGUGCUGGCCGUGUUUGGGAAGGGGUGCCUGUCCAGCUCCUUCAACUGCCUCUUCCUCUACACAAGCGAGCUGUACCCCACCGUUAUCCGGCAAACAGGAUUGGGCAUAAAUAACGUGUGGGCCCGCUUGGGCAGCGUGAUGUCCCCGCUGGUGAAGACCCUGGCCGAGGUACAGCCCUUCAUCCCCAAUGUCAUCUACGGGGUCUCCGCCCUCUUGGGGGGCAGUGCCGCACUCUUCCUGCCUGAGACCCUCAAUCGGCCCUUGCCAGAGACCAUCGAGGACCUGGAAAGCUGGUCAAAGGCUAAUAAGAAGCCAGAAAAGGAGCUGGAAACAGAAAAGAUCUCCCAGAGGAUCCCUCUGCAGGCCUGUGACCCAGAUGUGGUGCCCAGCUGA